This is a messenger RNA of Triticum turgidum subsp. durum (durum wheat), 999 nucleotides long. Lineage: Eukaryota; Viridiplantae; Streptophyta; Magnoliopsida; Poales; Poaceae. The record is from the annotation of a GenBank genome assembly.
AUGGCUGGGGGCCUCUUCGACAUGUCUCACCCGGCGAGCGCCCUCGCCGGCAUCGCAGGAAACAUCGUCUCCUUCUUCGUGUUCCUCGCGCCAAUGGCGACGUUCCUGCAGAUCUACAGGAAGAAGACGACGGGCGGGUUCAGCUCGGUGCCGUACGUGGUGGCGCUCUUCAGCUGCUCGCUGCUCAUCUUCUACGCGCUGCUCAAGACCCACUCCCCCCUCCUGCUCACCAUCAACAGCUUCGGCUGCUGCAUCGAGACCGUCUACAUCAUCGCCUACCUCGUCUACGCGCCGCCCCGGGCCAGGCUCAGGACGCUCGCCUACUUCUUCGUCCUCGACGUCGCCGCCUUCGGCCUCGUCCUCGUCGUCACCAUGUACGCCUUCGCGCCGGCCCACCGCGUCAAGUUCCUCGGCAGCGUCUGCCUCGCCUUCUCCAUGGCCGUCUUCGUCGCGCCGCUCUCCAUCAUCGUCAAGGUGAUCAAGACCAAGAGCGUGGAGUUCCUGCCCGUCGGCCUCUCCUUCUGCCUCGUCCUCAGCGCUGUCGCCUGGUUCUGCUACGGCCUCUUCACCAAGGACCCAUUCGUCAUGCCGAACGUGGGCGGCUUCUUCUUCAGCUGCGUCCAGAUUGGGCUCUACUGCUGGUACCGCAAGCCCAGCAACGCCGUGCUGCCCACUACUACCGCCGACGCCGGCAACGGCAAUGGCGGCGACCAGCCGCAGGUGCAGGUGAUCGAGCUGCCCGUGCACUCCGUCGCCAUCCUGUCCGUGGGCCCCGUCCCGAUCCUCGGCGUGCACAAGAUCGAGGUCAUCGCAGCAGAGCAGCAGACCGUCAUCGACGUCAAGGACGCCGCCGGUCGACCAGCCGGAGGUCAUCGAGAUCGUCCCCGCCCCCGCCGUGUGAGACAGACUUCCACCCCACCCAACCAACAUCGACGACGACACGACACGACACGAGCAUGCAUGAUACGCCACACGACAUGCAUGGAGAUGGACAACUGA